Molecule: messenger RNA, 718 nt
Organism: Thunnus maccoyii (southern bluefin tuna)
Lineage: Eukaryota; Metazoa; Chordata; Actinopteri; Scombriformes; Scombridae
Product: gamma-crystallin M2-like
Exons: 3
Coding region: 167-718 (183 amino acids)
Biological process (GO): lens development in camera-type eye; visual perception
Molecular function (GO): structural constituent of eye lens
Source: RefSeq, a predicted model, not a curated record
UUGUGAAGCUGAACACUGAGCGGCUCUUUUAUGGCACGUUGCUGGCUCAGGCUGUUUGGACAAAAGGCUACAGCUGUUCAGGUGCUAUAAAGAGCAGCAGCUGCUCACAGGUAACACACAAAAAACACUAAAUAGCAGCAGCAACAGCAAUCAGCUGAGCAGCAACAUGACUUCCAGCAGCAACAUGAUGAGCAGGAUCGUCUUCUACGAGGAGAGGAACUUCCAGGGUCGUUCCUAUGAGUGCAGCAGCGACUGUGCCGACAUGUCCUCCUACCUGAGCAGGUGUCAGUCCUGCAGGGUGGAGAGAGGCUGUUUCAUGGUCUAUGACCGCACCAACUUCAUGGGUAACCAGUACUUCCUGAGGAGGGGCGAGUACUCCGACUACAUGAGCAUGAUGGGAAUGAGCGACUGCAUCAGGUCCUGCCGCAUGAUCCCCAUGCACCGUGGAUCUUACAGGAUGAGGAUCUAUGAGAAGGAGAACUUCGGAGGCCAGAUGUCCGAGCUGAUGGACGACUGCGAUGACAUCAUGGAGCGUUUCCGCAUGUCCAACUGCAUGUCCUGCAAUGUGAUGGAGGGACACUGGCUGAUGUACGAGCAGACCCAGUUCAGAGGCAAGAUGGUGUACAUGAAGCCUGGAGAGUACAGGAGCUUCAUGAACCUGGGCAUGGGCAGCAUGAGGUUCAUGAGCAUGAAGCGUAUCAUGGACUCUAAUUAUUAG